UCUAGUUGGCACUGGGUUACAACCUACUUCUGUAUUUCUCCGUUCAAACUAGCGAACAGAAGCUUAGAAAUCCGGGUACUCAGUCAUAUAUAUUUCACUAGACUGCCUACUCACCUUGAUAGUUCAAAGUGAUAUACGGAUAGCAGACAACAAUGUAGAUCUAUCUGGUUGUUUAGAUAUAAGAGAAAUCUAAAAAUAAUCUCCACUAUCAGUGCUUUCAAAGUGUAAACUACUUCUUUCAUCGCGUUUGUAACCCAGAGAAAUGAAAAUAUCGUUUAUGUGCAUAUAAAGACCAAUCAGAGCAGCGUAGCGCCCAGACUAACAAAAAAAUUUAUCUGUGCACAAGUGAUCAUGAUCCAGCAGGAAAAUGAUAAUAAACUAAGUGGUGAACGUGAACCGCUGCUCGGGAAAGGAUUCUCCCGGAAUGAACCUCUGCCUGGGCCAUCGUGGACUGGAUACAGCAGGCAGCAGAAGAAUAGUUCUUGGCGAAGAUGGAUUACAGGACUUUUCAUCAUCCCUCAGCGGGUGGUGCUGGCGAUUUUUGGCUUCCUAGCGAUCCUCAAUGCGUAUACAAUGCGGAUCAGCCUCUCGAUCGCCAUCACUGAGAUGGUCAACAAAACAUCCACUGCAGAGCAGGACGAAGGUGUUUGUCCAGCCGAUAGCGAUCUAGGAUCGGAUGACAACCAUGGCGGUGAAUUCAAUUGGGACCAGGAACUGCAGGGUAUCAUUCUAUCCUCCUUCUACUGGGGUUACGUGAUUACACAUCUGCCGGGUGGCGUCCUGGCAGAGAAGUUUGGUGGCAAAUGGACGCUCAGUUUGGGCAUCCUCUCGACAGCCUUUUUCACGCUGAUUACUCCAUGGGCAGUCAAUCUGGGAGGAUCGACAGCGCUGAUUAUAAUUCGAGUGUUGAUGGGCCUGGGCGAAGGGACGACGUUCCCGGCUUUGAGCGCGCUACUGGCUUCAUGGAUUCCCCUGAAAGAAAGAAGUAAACUUGGCUCUUUGGUCUUUGGUGGAGGGCAGAUGGGUACGAUUCUCGGUAACCUGAUCUCUGGAUAUUUGCUUCAUAACAUUGAUGGAUGGUCGUCGGUGUUCUACUUUUUCGGUGGAAUGGGAGUUUUGUGGUUUAUUUUAUUCACGCUUUUUUGCUACAGCGACCCGGAGUCACAUCCUUUCAUCAGUGAUAAAGAGAAGGAAUACCUCAAGCAGGAAAUGGGAACAUUGUCGCGUGACAAAACACUGCCUUCUACUCCCUGGCGUGCUAUUUUCACCAGUAUCCCGAUGAUGGCCUUAGUAUGCGCCCAAAUUGGCCACGAUUGGGGUUUCUUCAUUAUGGUUACUGAUUUACCCAAGUACAUGAGCGAUGUGAUGCGAUUCCCAAUCAAAGAUAAUGGUUUAUACUCCUCCCUUCCGUAUCUGUUAAUGUGGAUCGUAUCACUGUCAACCGGAGUGUUGAGCGAUUGGUUGAUUACCACCGGAAGGAUGUCCAUCACGUUUGGCAGGAAAUUGUUUACCACGAUUGCAUCCGCAGGACCGGCUUUCUUCAUUGUGGGAGCUUCAUACGCUGGUUGUGAUAAGGCACUUGUCGUGGCGCUUUUCACAUUGGCAAUGGGUUUCAUGGGUACCUUCUAUCCAGGUAUGAAGGUCAAUCCAUUGGAUCUUAGUCCAAACUAUGCUGGAAGUUUAAUGGCUGUUACGAAUGGCAUCGGUGCCAUUACGGGUAUUAUUGCUCCUUAUGUUGUUGGUAUAAUGACUCCAAAUCACUCUCUGGAGGAAUGGCGAAUCGUGUUUUGGAUCUCAUUUGCCAUUUUCCACGCGACCAAUAUAGUGUACUGUUUGGGAGCUUCCGGCAAAGUGCAACCCUGGAACACACCUCACCUAAUGAACCAGUCCGAGGAGGUCGGCGAUACUAAGCAUGACAUUUUUAGUGAAAAAUCGGUACCGGAAGCAAUUAAAGUAUCUAAGUAAUUCGAAGCUUGAAGCAGUUUGAAGUAAACUCAAUGGAAGUCGUCUUGAAACACAACUAGAACAAUAAGUUCGUCCAGACUUUUGCCCUGGAGUCAGUGAUACCUGUCUAACUUCUUUAUUGAAGUAAGCCAUUAGUAGGUUUAUUAUAAGUCAGUAGAAGUCCUUAACCACAGCAAACUUAUUUAUUGUACAUAUAACGUCGACUUGAGUCAAGUCAAGUUUUACGUAUUUAGAUAGCAAUGAACUUCCAGCCUAUGCGAUUCGGGUGAUAAAAAAACUCGCAUUAAUAAUCAGUUUUGAUUCAACGCGACGGCAUUGAACUGCAUGAAUGAUUUGCUAGAGAAAAGGCGAAUGCUAAUAAACGUAAGAUUUGCAAA
Messenger RNA from Wyeomyia smithii (pitcher-plant mosquito), 2342 nucleotides. RefSeq names its product putative inorganic phosphate cotransporter. Bases 352 to 1965 code for a protein of 537 amino acids. Gene Ontology annotation, molecular function: transmembrane transporter activity. The transcript is spliced from 5 exons. Gene Ontology annotation, biological process: transmembrane transport; monoatomic anion transport. Lineage: Eukaryota; Metazoa; Arthropoda; Insecta; Diptera; Culicidae. The record is from RefSeq and is a predicted model, not a curated record.